This is a messenger RNA of Ictidomys tridecemlineatus (thirteen-lined ground squirrel), 2795 nucleotides long. RefSeq lists its product as uncharacterized. NCBI's taxonomy places the organism in Eukaryota, Metazoa, Chordata, Mammalia, Rodentia, Sciuridae. The record is from RefSeq and is a predicted model, not a curated record.
UACUCACCAUCACCCCAGAACAAACUCAUAUCUCUGUCUACAACUAAGGGAAACGGGACACGUACCCAACGGGACGUUUAUCAGCCGCUGUGUGCCGAGCCACACCUGUCGGAUGCGGAGAGGAGAGCGCCCCUCCCAGAAAGACAACUGAGUGCUGACUGCUGGUCCAGAAGAUUCCACUCCCUCCGAACUGACGAGGGGACAAAGGAUUUAUAUGCUGCGCACCUACCUGAGGAAAGUUCUGUGUUGGGUCCUGCUAAGGAUGUCAUGAAAAGUUUGACACAAUUCCUAAAAUCCUUUAUUCUUCCUCCUUCCUACAUCCACAUUUGCUGUGCCAUGUCCCUGACAGGAGUGCUUGCCCUCCGUGUCUAGCCAUCCCUUGGCUUCAGCUCAUUGGGGCCACCAACCAAAUCUGAAUCCUCUCUCUUCCCCAAGCCCAACACACUUGGUUUGUACCUUUGCCGUGGCAUGGCCAGCGGCCUGUCUCCUGUUCUAGUGAUCUGUUUACUAAUCCUGUUCUAACCAGAUUAGAAAGUCCUUGAGGCAGAAACUAAAUCUGGUUCUUUGAAGCCUCCCCCAUCCCCCCAACUCAUCCUUCGCAGGCCCUGCCUGGCACUGGGAGGUGGUGUUCAAUAAAUACUGGGUGUAUUGAAAUGAUUUCCUGCCCUUGGGCAGUUUGUAGGCCAGUUGAAGAGACAAACACCCGGUGUGUGAGGUUAAAUAAUAACUGAAGCCAGCAGGUGGUAAGUACCAAAUGUGCAUAACAGAUAAAGGGACUCAAAGCAAGAAGAUAGUGAUAUGGGAGAAAGCUCCUAAGAGGUUCUAGAUCUUGAGCCCUGAGAGAGAGAGAGAGAGAGAGAGAGAGAGAGAGAGAGAGAGAGAGUGUGUGUGUGUGUGUGUGUGUGUGUGUGUGUGUAGGAGGAGGAGAGGGGAGGGUGGAGUGGAGGUGACUCAUUCUGGUUGACAUCACCACAAAACAGUCUUCGUGCUAGGCACUUUACAUGCAUUAUCUUUCAAAUUUAAGGAUGGGGGAGGGGUUUGGGAGGGUUGUAAGGGAUAGUGCCCAAUCCUGGCCUGCCCAGAGCCAGUGAAAGUGUAGGAGCAACCUUGAAUGUGGGCUCCCCCCGCUCAGUCCCUGGGCACUGCCUGUUCUCUGGCCUGCCACUCCUACAUACUACACCCAAGAGUACCCGGCACUGCCCAGUUCUGGAUGGAUGCACUCUGGUCCUGCCCUGGUGAACAAAUGGCUGUGUGACCUUGGGUAAGGCACUUCCUCACCUGUCAUCUGUCCCUCCUUUGCAGCCCUUAACAGGCUAUGGCUUUGUGAGUCAGUGUCCAAGUGAUGCUUGCCACCUCCCCUGAUGUUACCUGGGCUGCUGUGGUGCCUGCCCUCCCCAUGCACACAUACUUUGCUCCCUCCCAGUCUGGAGCUGCUGAGAGGAACACUGGGUACAGAGUGUGAGAAGGGAUGCUGGGGCAUCCUGCUGUCCGUCAACCCUGCUCUCAUCUGCCCACCUCCCCUGAGUUACCCACCAAGGAUCACGAAGAAUCUCUCUGAGGUGGGUCCUCUUCUCCUUGCCACCCUGGUUUCCCUGGCACUUCAGCAACAUUCCUGGGUCCAGCUGGACGUGUCUAUAUCAAACCUGCCUGAAACCUGGAGGCUAGCAAGACCCUGGAACACACUCUCAGCAAUGGAGUUGGAUGGCCAGGAUUGCUCUUCAUGGGCUCAGCUUGAUUCUUGGCCAGCUGGCCUGCCUGCUGCCCCUCACCUUCUACCCAGAGGGAAAUUCCUCACCCGCUGGACCACACCCGCUCUUGAGGACCUCCCGAGCUCUCUGGGCAGAGCGGAAGCCAGACAGAGACCGGACUCCAAGGCGACAAUCCCAGCCCUGUGUGUGCCAGGAGCCCCCAGGGGCAGGGGCCCAUGCUGCAGGAGGUUAGCUGCCCCCCCCCCCAACACUCUGGAGCCUGGAGUAGGCUGCAGGGACAGAGCUCUUCUCAAACGAGGAGGAAGAGGAGGAGCCCCCGUGGAGUACGUGACUCCUGCUCCGCUGGCUGCACGCUCCAGUUACCAGGACAGAGACCCCUCCCCACGCGUCCCCAGCCUUCCCCUGCUUCCUGCUCUGGCUGCUGGGAGGCCCUGUCACCACACAUGCGCGAGCACGCACUCCGACACACGGGCCCCUCCCAGGCACCCCUGAGAGGACCAGCUGCAGCUGGGGGGUGCACUGAGUGCUGCCAGGUCCUCAGAUCCACAGCCUCCCCCCAUCCUCGCCCCCUACUGCUGAGCUGCUUGGAGGUUUAAAGCAAAACAUGACUGUCUUUCCUGCUGCUCAGUGGCAGCGCCGCUGCCUGAGGGUUAUUUUUAGCAGGGAUGCGAGGAAGGCACAUUUCUCCUUGACUGUCACCAGGGACAACCCUCACCCCCCAGCCAAGUCUCGCCUGGGGAGGCAGGUUCGGAAACCCCCCUCCCAGGAAGGGGAAACUGGUGGGUUUUGUGUUCUUUCAAUUCAUCAGGCCUCGAAGUCAAGCUAGGGGCUGCUCUGAUGGGAAAUUCUAGGUUCCAAAGCCCAUGGUUUCUCCCGCCAUCCCUGGUCUCUGUGUCGCUACAAAUUUGAGGAGCAAGAGGUACGUUGUGUGUAAAGGCAGGUCGCCCAGGCUGCGGGUGUUGGGGUCCUGGGGCAGCCGGUGGUUACAGCCAGGCACUAUAGAUUGCAUGCAGUGCCCGGCUUGUGGGGGAGGGGUUCUCACAGAUGCUGGCUUGUUAAUUCAUUAAACUGCCUGUCUGGACUAUA